Messenger RNA from Rhododendron vialii, 2851 nucleotides. RefSeq names its product F-box/kelch-repeat protein At3g23880-like. Bases 124 to 1326 code for a protein of 400 amino acids. Gene Ontology annotation, molecular function: protein binding. Lineage: Eukaryota; Viridiplantae; Streptophyta; Magnoliopsida; Ericales; Ericaceae. The transcript has 2 exons. The record is from RefSeq and is a predicted model, not a curated record.
GUAAGCCGAACUCCAGAACACUUUGGCUUGUUGGGUUUAGGUUAUGAGUGAUAGACAUAGAAAAUUUAUUCCGAACUGUGUGCACAGGGGUUUUGAGUACCCGAACGUACAAGCCUAGCAUCCAUGGCCAUGGCGGUCGAUUGUGAGAUCAAAAGGUACAAGAAAACCCACCACGAAAUCAUCAUCAAAACGGAAGAUUCGCAGCCACCACGGCACAUCCCUCGUGAAAUCAUCUUCGACAUCCUCUCGAGACUUCCCGUCAAGUCUCUUCUGCGAUUCAGGUCCGUUUGCAAACCAUGGCUUUCUGUGAUUUCAAAUCCCCAAUUCGUUAAAACCCAUCUCAGUACAUAUUCUUAUAAGGGUGAUGAUGAUGACGAUGAUUGUACCCACCACAGACUUGUUUUGAACACUCACCCUAGUCAUAAUGUAACUGGACUGAAGACAUGUUCACUAGAAACAGUAUGCUCUGUGUUGGAGUCUCAACAAUGGGAGAGUGCGGUUGACCUCGAUUAUCCAUUUAAUGACCUUGAUCAGUAUGUUGUUGUUGUGGGUUCGUGUAAUGGGUUGAUGUGUGUUGCUGCUACUCGUACAGGGACUAUAUAUCUAUUGAACCCAUCUACUAGGAAAUCUAAGAGAUUGCCAGAUUGGCGGGGGUCUCGAGAUCUAUAUGGGUUUGGGUUUGAUGAGUCCAAUGAUGACUACAAAGUGGUGUUGAUAUCAUAUAGAGGUGGAGGGGUUUCAGCUAAGAGCAACGUGAUGGUUUAUACAUUAAGGACAGACUCGUGGAGACAGAUCGGAGACCUUUCUUGUGGUGUUCCUUGCAAUGUUUUAGGGAAUUUUUUGAAUGGGUCGCUCCUUUGGCUUGUAUGUGUUGAUAAUAGUGGUCCGGGCUACUCUUAUGUCAUUGUUUCUCUUGAUCUGGAAAAGGAGACGUAUGGGGAGGUUUCGCAACCUAAUUACGGUAAAGCUCAUUUCAGUUUGGAUUUGGAAUUGUGUGUUUUAGAAAGAUGCCUCGGGGUGCUGUGUACGUCUCCAAAGAGUCAUACCGAUGUAUGGAUAAUGAAGGAGUACGGCAAGAUAGAUUCUUGGACCAAGUUGUUCACAAUUCAGGAUGUAGCCAAACCAGUAUUGUCUCAUAGAAUCUCACCACCAUUGUGCAUUUCAAAGAAUGGCAAACUUUUGAUAUUAUAUAGGCAACAUUUAAGUGUUUACAGUCCAAAAAAUGGUACUUUUAGGAAUCUGGUAAUUCAUAACGCGAACAACUGCGAACAAAUAUGUACCUAUGUUGAGAGCUUAGUCUCGCCUGAUGUUGACACUGUGGUUUAGAGGCAACACCAAUAACAACUGGUCAAGAGAGGUUUCCCUUUUUUGGAUAAGAUUCUUGUAUGCCUUUCCUACUUAUGUGAAAGACUGCAUAAGCCAAGGUCCUUAGUUUAUGAAGCGGGAGCGGGGGAGCAAGACAAUAGUGAAGAAACUAAAGUUAGUCCUCUUAUGCAUGUCAAUUAUUCGUAUUAGUUUUGAGUCAUUUGCAAGUGUUUUUCUUUUUGUGUAAAUAUGAAUAAAUACUGUGUAUACUAUGUGGUUGAGCAAAUUUUAGUUAAUAUUUUUCUAGUAUCUUAUCGUUACUUCAUAUUUUCUCUUGCUUGGUAACUCUUCUUUUGUUUCUUUUGAGAUUUAUAUACUUGAAAGGUUUUAUUUUUUUGUCACCAGUACAUUCCUUUGUAGAUGGUAGGAAAUUUUCAUGGCGAUUCUAACUUGGGAGCGCAGAAGCAAGGUUUCGGUGUGGGUCACCUAGACAUCAGGGCCUUACAACUAAACCAAAGACAACCGGAAAAUUGUACUUCAAAAAGUCACCCUCUUACAGCACAGGAGUCUAUUGAAUUUUAACUCACUAGUAUCUCAUUUCACACAGCAGAAGUCUAACAACUAGAGAUGAAAUAAGGGUUGGUGUGAUAUGUUGUUUGGAACAAAAGCAUGUCAUGCCAAGGACUUUGCUUUUUAGCAAUUUCCCUCCCUAUUCUGCUAUGAGGGAGAGAGGGAGGGAGGUGCCGAAGAUGGCAGUAUUGCAGCAAUGGUGGCGGUUUCCGACAAUAGGAAGGAUGAUUAAAUCUCGUUCUCCUUUUUUAGUUUCGUGUAGAUGUUGUACCUAUGUACCUAUAGGUGUGUGUGAUGGUCGGUGGGGAAAGAAAAACCGUAUAAUGAACCUAAGAAGACGUGGUAGAGAAACUCAAUUGGUGAAGUGGUGGUGUUUGUGAUAAUCUUAUUGAUGGAGGUUAUGAUGGGUGUUUCGCUUUGGUUCAAUAAUUGGUGGUAUUGUUUAGAAUGAAUGCUCAGUUUGGCUUGGGUACAUGCUACUGAGUGAGUGUUUCCAUGAACUGCAUGAUAGUUUUUCUAUGGCCCUGGUUGAGUUGAUUAGGAGAUAUCUAUCCGUCAGGUUUGCUGUCUGGGCAAGAAUAAAAUGGAGCUUUUCCAACUGAGAUGUAUGUUUUAGUGUGCUGAUCAUGGCUUAGAUCCUUAUUUGAGGCAACGGCCAACGGGAACUUAAUUUAUUGUUUUGUUUCUAAUUAGUUGUAAUAUUUAUUGAUCUUCUUUGUUUGCGAUAUUAGCUUUUACGAAUGCAACUGCCAUAUUUCCUUCCUGUCAUAAAUGCAAGUAAAUAUUUCGUAUAUAAAUCUGAUGGAAUCAACUUGCUUUAUUGCUAUUUUGAUUUGGAUAUGUCUUUCAUGUUCAACGGUCCGGAUGUGCACAACACGGAGCACAUAGCACCAUCCCCCACUUCCUUUCAUUUAUGUUCUCCCGUUCUCAUGUUCAAAGUAGAUGUAAAAAUACUGUAUUCUCAUUGAAUUGGUGA